AUGGCGCCCCCCCGAAAUAGAGGCCCGAAGGGCCGCGGAAAGGGCCCUAUGAAGCGAAAGAGCAGGUUCACAACAUCGCGCGUCGACGAGAUAGAGUCGGAGAGCUCAUCUGGCGCGGAGGAUCAGGUUGAAGAACAGUUCGAAGACGAGAUUCCGGAGGACGCUGUUGACGAUGCGUCCGAGGGGAGCGACGACGACGACCAGCGGGCUCCUCAGUCGUAUAAUGAGCUGUUACAGAUUCUUCAAGCGAAUGCGGAUAAUAAGGGUCCGGCGCGCAAGAAGAGAAAGACUGGGCAUAACCGUGGAGGUGAAGAGACUCGGGACGACGUCGUAGAGACUGCCCAGAAGGAAUCGCUUGAGGAUGACUUGCAGGAGAAGGAGCCGGAGGAAGGGGACUUUGAAGAGGAGGGCGCAGAUGCGCAAGAGGACAGCGAUGAUGAGGAGAACGGUGAGUUUGAUCAUUCUUCUCUACAGGCAGUUUCUGACUUUACAGGCAAUGAUCCCUUCGAAUCGCAUUUCUCGAACCCGGACGAGGCGGAAUUGGGCCAGAAGAUCAAGGCCGUGACAGAUAAUAAAUGGAAAAAUACGAAAAAGGAAGUAUCUGGAGGAUUAAGGCUUCUACGUGCGGUCCCGGACACCGGAUCCGUGGAUGAGGUGUCUCUAUUACCAGCAAUGAAGAGCAUGUCAAGUGUCAAGGUCAAGCGGAAACUCAAGUCUUCCGUAGCGGAGCGCAUUCAAACUGUCACUGGGAAUGCUCAACAAGUUGCCCCAUACAUAUUCGACUACCAGGAUGUUCUAUACGGCGCCCGAACGACAUCAGAGACUGCCGACAUGCGCGAGCUGCUCGCUGUGCACGCCAUAAACCAUCUCCUCAAGACUCGUGACCGUGUGCUCAAGAAUAAUGCGCGCGCAGCAAAGGAGCAAGACGCCGAUCUGGAGUUGCGGGAUCAGGGCUUUACGAGACCGAAGGUGCUGUACCUAUUACCAACCAAGCAAGCCUGCGUUCGGGUGGUCGAGGCGAUUACCCGGUUCUUCCAGCCCGAGCAGCAAGAAAACAGGAAGCGAUUCAUUGACACAUUUUCGGCGGCGAAUGAUCCGAAUUGGGAGAGCAAGCCGGAGGACUUUCGCGAGUUGUUUGGAGGAAACGACGACGAUAUGUUCCGCCUGGGCCUCAAGUUUACACGCAAGACCCUCAAGUUCUUUACACAGUUCUACAGCUCCGACUUGAUACUUGCGAGCCCACUGGGUUUGCGAACGAUUAUGGAUCAAGCAGAUGCAAAAAAGCGGGAUCAUGAUUUCCUAUCAUCGAUUGAGGUGGUAAUCGUGGACCAUGCCGACGCGCUUCUCAUGCAAAACUGGGACCACGUUACGUAUAUCCUGAAGCAUCUCAACUUACAACCGAAGGAGGCACAUGGCUGUGACUUUAGCCGAGUUCGAAACUGGUACCUCGACAACAAUGCUCGAUACGUGCGGCAAACUAUUUUCACAUCCUCGUUCAUCACACCCGAAAUCAACUCGGUUUUCUCGACGCAGAUGCAGAACGUUUCGGGUAAGGUCAAACUGACUCCGUCUUACAACGGUGCAAUAUCAGAAUUGCCGCUGCCUGUCCCAGUCAAGCAGACCUUCUCUCGAUUUGACUGUCUCUCGGCCGCGAAAGACCCAGAUGCACGAUUCAAACACUUUACAACUACGAUAUUGUCCUCUCUCGUUCGCAACAUUACCUCCAGCCGCAGCAAGGCCAGUGCUGGAGGCACGCUCAUCUUCAUCCCCUCAUAUCUGGACUUUGUUCGUGUGCGCAAUUAUUUUGCCACAUCGCAGCAAACCACCAACAUCUCGUUUGGCGCCAUCUCCGAAUACACCGAGGCCCGGGAGCUCAAUCGUGCACGGUCACACUUCAUGAACGGCAGGCAGUCUAUUCUCUUGUACACGGAGCGUGUGCAUCAUUUCCGCCGCUUCCAGCUCCGCGGCGUCAAGCGGGUUAUCAUGUACGGUGUGCCUGAGAACCCAGUCUUUUGGGGAGAAGUCGUUGGAUUCUUGGGCUCUGACCCGGCAAAUGUCGUCGAGGCGGCUGAGGGCGGGGUACGCGCGUUGUUCUCCAAGUACGAUGCACUGAAGCUGGAGAGAAUUGUGGGGACUAAGAGGGUUGGGAAUAUGCUGCGGGAGAAGGGUGGUGAUACAUUUACCUUUAUGUAG
Aspergillus calidoustus is the source of this 2193-nucleotide messenger RNA. NCBI's taxonomy places the organism in Eukaryota, Fungi, Ascomycota, Eurotiomycetes, Eurotiales, Aspergillaceae. The record is from the annotation of a GenBank genome assembly.